AUACACAUGUACUUAUGUAUAUGUAUUUUUCUGUAUAUAUAUAUAUUGUUAAACUGUGCGAGUUUGUACAUCUCUCGUGGUUAUGUACUUGAUUACAGCAAAGUAGUCUGUACAUUUCAUACACAUGUACUUAUGUAUAUGUAUUUUUCUGUAUAUAUAUAUAUAUUUCUGUACAUUUCAUACACAUGUACUUAUGCAUAUGUAUUUUUCUGUUUAUAUAUAUUGUUAAACUGUGCGAGUUUGUACAUCUCUCGUGGUUAUGUACUUGAUUACAGCAAAGUAGUCUGUACAUUUAAUACACAUGUACUUAUGUAUAUGUAUUUUUCGGUAUAUAUAUAUAUAUUGUUAAACUGUGCGAGUUUGUACAUCUCUCGUGGUUAUGUACUUGAUUACAGCAAAGUAGUCUGUACAUUUCAUACACAUGUACUUAUGUAUAUGUAUUUUUCGGUAUAUAUAUAUAUAUUGUUAAACUGUGCGAGUUUGUACAUCUCUCGUAGUUAUGUACUUGAUUACAGCAAAGUAGUCUGUACAUUUAAUACACAUGUACUUAUGUAUAUGUAUUUUUCGGUAUAUAUAUAUAUAUUGUUAAACUGUGCGAGUUUGUACAUCUCUCGUGGUUAUGUACUUGAUUACAGCAAAGUAGUCUGUACAUUUCAUACACAUGUACUUAUGUAUAUGUAUUUUUCUGUAUAUAUAUAUAUUGUUAAACUGUGCGAGUUUGUACAUCUCUCGUGGUUAUGUACUUGA
Messenger RNA from Lottia gigantea (owl limpet), 747 nucleotides. RefSeq lists its product as hypothetical. NCBI's taxonomy places the organism in Eukaryota, Metazoa, Mollusca, Gastropoda, Lottiidae. The annotation marks the transcript as partial. The transcript has 2 exons. The record is from RefSeq and is a predicted model, not a curated record.